This is a messenger RNA of Scaptodrosophila lebanonensis, 363 nucleotides long. It is a transcript of the gene Edg78E, whose product is annotated as pupal cuticle protein Edg-78E. Gene Ontology annotation, molecular function: structural constituent of chitin-based larval cuticle. Lineage: Eukaryota; Metazoa; Arthropoda; Insecta; Diptera; Drosophilidae. The transcript has 2 exons. Gene Ontology annotation, cellular component: chitin-based extracellular matrix. The record is from RefSeq and is a predicted model, not a curated record. Bases 1 to 363 code for a protein of 120 amino acids.
AUGUUCAAAUAUCUGCUUUACAUCGCCCUUGUCAGCUUCGUCUGUGCCGACAACAUCAACAAGGACGCACAGAUACGCAGCUUCCAGAACGAGGCCUCCGAUGCGGAAGGUAACUAUCAGUUCGCCUACGAGACCAGCAAUGGCAUUCAGUACCAGGAGGCCGGCAAUCCUGCGGGUGUGCGUGGCGCCCUCAGCUAUGUCUCGCCCGAAGGUGAACAAAUCUCUCUGAGCUACACUGCCGACGAGGAGGGCUACCAUCCAGUGGGCGAUCACCUGCCCAAACCUCCACCAGUGCCGGCCUAUGUACUCCGCGCCCUCGAAUACAUUCGCACACAUCCGCCCGCACAGAAGGACCAGCAAUAA